CGAAACCACUCCCGUGGUCCGUCUGUUUGUCUGUCUGUGCCUCGUUUGAAUCGGGUAUAAAAGCGGCAGAGAAGACAGUAUCCAGCAUAGAACACAGAAUGAAUACCAAGAGCGAAGUCAUCAUCAUUGCAGCUGUGCUCUGCUUCCUGCUGGCCUGCGUCGAGGGUCAACUGACAUUCUCGCCCGACUGGGGCAAGCGUUCGGUGGGCGGUGCUGGUGGCGGCAGCUCGGGCGUCUUCUUUGAACCGCAGCAGGGCAACUGCAAGACCUCCAACGAAAUGCUGCUAGAGAUCUUUCGGUUUGUGCAGUCGCAGGCCCAGCUCUUUCUCGACUGCAAGCAUCGCGAGUAGGAGAAGGGUCCAAUACUGAAGCUCCGAUCCGAGAAGAACAAACACACACACACACAGCCACCUAUUAAUCUAUAUAUAUAUAUAUACACUAUACAUAUAUAUCGAUGUCCAUUUAUACACACACGUAAUCGAGGGUAGUCGUAGUCGGCAUUUAGAUUUAAUGGAAUUUCCGUUUGAUAUCCGUCUCUCUUCAUUGAUGGAUGGAUCAAUAAAUAAGCGCAUCUAAAGUUGA
Drosophila miranda is the source of this 582-nucleotide messenger RNA. RefSeq names its product adipokinetic hormone. NCBI's taxonomy places the organism in Eukaryota, Metazoa, Arthropoda, Insecta, Diptera, Drosophilidae. Gene Ontology annotation, molecular function: hormone activity. The record is from RefSeq and is a predicted model, not a curated record. The coding region runs from base 99 to 350 and encodes 83 amino acids. The transcript is spliced from 2 exons. Gene Ontology annotation, cellular component: extracellular region.